CAUAUGUCAAAUAAGUAGUGGAUUGGAUGUUUUCAUUCAUGUUGUUCUAUUUCUUUGUUUUGUAAUUGAAUUGUAUAUUGUUAAAUCAGUGUGACUCAUACGGGAACAGAUGUGAACUAAGUUAUCACACUACUUAAACGUUUAAAUUAAGGCAUGUUUCGUGUUCAAUACGGUUUUAACAAGCCUUAAAUAACUAAUCAUGUCUUCAUCCAUAGAAGAAAGUCCGAUUAUCAAUUCGGACAUCGAAAAUGAUGUCACGAAUGACCAAAGGAACUUGGUGGAAAGCGAUAGAGAAGAGGAGACUACAGGAUGGAUCAAAAGCCGUACAGUCCUUGGUAUUAUGGGCUUCCUCGGGUUUGCCAAUGUGUAUGCGAUGAGGGUGAACCUGUCAGUGGCUAUAGUAGCCAUGAUCAACUCCACGGCUCCACUGCCAUCCAAUGACUCCACCCUGGAUGUCUGUCCUGCGUCAGCACCCAGUAAUACUUCCAUACCAGCUAAACCUGGUGAAUUCAAUUGGAGUGCUGAACAGCAGAGUAUUAUUUUAGGAUCAUUCUUCUACGGAUAUGUUUUAACUCAGGUCCCAGGUGGCAGAAUAGCAGAGAUAUUUGGAGGCAAGCUAGUGUAUGGCAUAGGGGUGUUACUCACAGCCAUCUUCACAAUCCUGAGUCCGAUUGCUGCAUACACUGACUUCAAGUUCUUCAUAGCGGUGCGAGCCCUGGAGGGCCUGGGCGAGGGAGUGACGUACCCCGCCAUGCACGCCAUGUUGGCUCGGUGGAUACCGCCUAAUGAACGCUCCAAAUUUGCUGCUUAUGUCUAUGCUGGUUCUAACAUAGGAACAGUGGUAUCCCUCCCAAUAUCUGGAUGGCUAUGUACACUGGAUUGGGGUGGCGGAUGGCCUCUUUGCUUCUACCUCUUUGGAGGUCUUGGUGUCCUGUGGUUCAUAGCGUGGAUGUUCCUUGUCUAUGACACGCCACAGUGCCAUCCGAGGAUCUGCCCCAAAGAGGUUGAAUACAUCAAUUGGACUAUUGGACCGCAGGAGGACAAACACAACGGCUCCAUACCCUGGCUGAAGUUCCUGACAUGUGUCCCUCUGUGGGCGAUUCUCAUAGCGCAGUGCGGGCAGGCCUGGCUCUUCUACACGCAGCUCACAGAAUUGCCCACCUACAUGAGCAAUAUACUGCACUUUGAUAUCGUAUCUAACGCGUGGCUGUCAGCCCUGCCGUACCUGACGGCGUGGAUCGGGGGCAUCCUCAUCAGCACAUUCGCGGACUCGCUGCUGGCUCGCGGGUACAUCUCGCGGCUCACCAGCAUGAAGCUGUGGAACACUGUCGCGGCGUUCAUCCCAGCGUUCGGUCUGCUGGGCAUCGCGUGGGCGGGCUGCGACCGCGUCGCCGUCACCACGCUGCUCAGCGUGACGGCCGCCUUCGGGGGCGCCGUGUAUGCUGGCAACCAGAUGAACCACAUCGACCUGUCGCCGCAGUUCGCGGGCACCAUGUACGGCAUCACCAACGCCACCAGCAACAUCUGCGGCUUCCUCGCGCCCUACGUCAUCGGACGGAUCAUUAGCAGCGAACAGCAAACCCUGGGCCAAUGGCGGGAGGUGUUCUACCUGGCCGCAGCCGUAGACCUCGGGGCCAAUCUCUUCUACCUAUUCUUCGCGAGCACGGAGGAGCAGGACUGGUCCAAGUCAGACGACGACAUGACCGCGUCGGCUCCCGUCGAGAGCAUCAUGUUCCCGGAGUCCUAGUUGUAAACUGUGAAUAAAUAUAAACUAUGCCACGGCUAAAGGCGUGGUCCCAUUGGUGCGUGGUGUCGACGCUGCUGAAUAUCUUUGUAUGACAGUUUAGGGGACGACGCAAUGUACUAAUGGGGUCUCAUAUUAAUGUGGGUAACGUCAGGUGCUUUUAAGACUGCUGAAAUGAGGGUGAGAAUUUUGAUACGAAAAUUGACAGAUGCUUCUGUCUCCCUCUUGGGUGUUAUCGGAAGAUGGGAUGAAUAUAUUUUUGUAGUGUAUGUUUUGUGGGAAAUUUUGAUGGUGAAGGAAUGUGAUAUUUUAGUGGAAGGUGUAAAGUGAAAAGGUUUGUAAAUGGAACUUCAUUGUUAGAACUGUUUCUAUGAUAAAAUGUGUAAUAAUAUUAAUUAGUAUUUAUACAUAGCCAAAGAUACCAUGUCCAAACUGAGCAGCACCACAUAAAAGACAA
Messenger RNA from Plutella xylostella (diamondback moth), 2201 nucleotides. RefSeq names its product major facilitator superfamily transporter 10. Gene Ontology annotation, molecular function: transmembrane transporter activity. Lineage: Eukaryota; Metazoa; Arthropoda; Insecta; Lepidoptera; Plutellidae. The record is from RefSeq and is a predicted model, not a curated record. Gene Ontology annotation, biological process: transmembrane transport; monoatomic anion transport. Gene Ontology annotation, cellular component: membrane.